Oreochromis aureus is the source of this 1144-nucleotide messenger RNA. RefSeq lists its product as uncharacterized. Bases 123 to 1025 code for a protein of 300 amino acids. NCBI's taxonomy places the organism in Eukaryota, Metazoa, Chordata, Actinopteri, Cichliformes, Cichlidae. The record is from RefSeq and is a predicted model, not a curated record. The transcript has 7 exons.
AAAGAAAAAAAUUUCCUCUGCGCGAUGGUCGACUGACUUCCUGUCAUGUCACUUCCUCGAGGUUAGUACAGUCGUCGCUUAGCGGUCCUGCUGAGGAGCGGUCUCCAAGUACAGUCGAAGUCAUGUGUGAAGCUUCACUGAAGCUUUAUUUAAACUGGUUGCUGUUCCCAUACCAGUUGGGAAGUAAAAGAAGAAGGAAAGUACCAGAAACUCAAGCAAGACAAGCUGUGCCAACAGGAACCCAAAGGAGCGUUCCAGGACAGGAGCAGGUGGAGAAGCGUUACGAUCCACUAGAUUCUACCCUAAAGUUUGUCAACAGGCCAGAUGAUCUGAAUCCACUGUGUGAUGACUCUCUCAGAGCAGAGAUGUCCUGUGGCCACGCUGUCACUCCUGAAUCUCUGACACGAUGGUGUCGCUCCCUGCUGGAUCAGGGGAAUUACAAAUUCAGAUGUCCGGCUUUAGCGGAGGGAACCAAGCAGUGUAAUAAAGAGUGGUCGUACCAGGAGGUGCGCAGACUGGCUGAUCUGACUGUGGAGGAAAUGCAGCACUUUGAAGAGAGCAUGGCCCGUCUGGCUCUUGCAGACCACUGCGAGGUUCAGGAAUGCCCACAGUGCAAAACAAGCGUGGAGAGGAUGGAUCUGUCUAAUCUGUGUGUCCAGUGUGUCGUAUGCACAGCUGUUCAGAAGAAGAAAUUCUACUUCUGCUGGCAGUGUCUGAAACCGUGGAAGGGUUCAGGCCCUCGAUCUGAUCGCUGCGACAACGACGGCUGUGAGAACAAGGACCUGCAACUUCUGCAGACGUGUAAAACCAUUGAUCUGCCUGAUGUAAAGGGCGUCACCAGCUGCCCCGCCAUCAGACUCUGUCCUACAUGUGGCCUGAGGGUGGAGCAUAACAGAAAACACUGCAAAAAUAUCAAAUGUCCUCGCUGCAAGAUGGAGUUCUGUUUUGUUUGCCUGAAACUGAAGCGUGAAUGUUCACAGACCAGUUCACCAUACAGAAUGUGCCCCAGUGGGGUCGCUCCAUAGCUGGACUGGCCAUCGGGCAUACCGGGCAUUUGCCCGGUGGGCCGCUGGCGAUUUUUUGUUUUUAUGGGCCGAUGGAUUUUUUUAUUUUUUUUAUUUUUUUUUAGGAAGGGUAUAUAUAA